UAGUUCAAUGAGAACAGCUGAGCGUGAAAGUCGUGGUCCACGGAAAAAAUAAAAUCGCUUUUCUAAACAUUUAUAAACGUAAACGAUAAAAGAUAUAACACGUCAGAUAGCUCAAACGCAGCUUAACCGCAAGUUCUUCCAACGCAACCAGUGCAAAAACGUGCAAUUAUAUUACGACAAUCAAAUCUCGUGCGCACCUAGCAAUAACAACAAAGGUCCCGAAAAAGAAAAGUAACACUCUGUUUAAACAAAAUAGAAAACGAAAUUGUCUGCACUAGCAAUAGCAUGUUAAUGAUUGUGUGAUUGUUAUAUAAAUGUUAAAAAUUUAUUAAAUAAAUCUCACACACACUCGAACCAUUAUGUGGAUUUGUUUGCAAAGUGUUCAAAUAAACAAAACUUAUACGCAUAACUCAAUAGAUUUUGUGCUUUAAAUACGAAAAGAAAAGACGUGAUCCACUACAUAAACUGGCAAUAAAACUUUGAGCUAGUUGGCAGCUAGUUUGUGGUGUGUGUGUUUUGCCAAUCGGCAAGCACCAGCGAUUCAUCUUGAAAGCGAAACCAGCGGCUUCAUUUGCAUUUGUUUUGUGCGGUCCGAAAAAAAUAUAUCGAAGCACUCAGCCACCCAGCAACAGAGAGAAUCUAUAUCGAUCGAAUAUAGUAUAAGAGAGCGCUUGGACGCAGUUGCGCAGUAGUGCCGGCUGCCAGAGUGUUUGGACCAUCGAGCAGCGUGGUGUCAGCCAAGUCAACUCCAGAGACCUGGACGAGCUUCCUGCACGCAGCGGCAGCAAAAAUGAUUGGACGUUUAUUUCGCGCCCACGGCGAGUUUUGUGCAUCGCAUCCCUGGGAAGUGAUUGUCGCCCUACUUACCAUUACAGCAUGCAUGCUAACUUUGGACAAGGGCAGUACCCUAGACCAGGCCAAUGGUCUUAGCAGCACCAGCGCAACGACAGCGGCUGCUGCUGCUGCAGCAGCUAACAGCGGUGGUGCAGCGUCUGCAGCCAGUGGUACGCAGCCGCCCAUAAUGGCCAGCGCAUCGUCAUCAGCGACGUCGAGUCGUCACCGGCCCUGCCACGGUUGGGGCCAGUCCUGCGAUGGCCUGGAAGCUGAAUACAAUGCCGCCGAUGUGAUCCUAAUGACCAUUGUGCGCUGCACAGCGGUGCUCUACUGUUACUACCAGUUCUGCAGUCUACAUCGGCUCGGCUCCAAAUAUGUGCUAGGUAUCGCCGGUCUCUUUACGUUCUUUUCUAGCUUCAUAUUCACCACAGCCAUUAUUAAGUUUCUGGGCAGCGAUAUAUCGGAUCUCAAGGAUGCGCUUUUCGUGCUGCUUUUGGUUAUCGAUUUAUCGAACUCGGGUCGAUUAGCACAGUUGGCGCUCUCAGGCAGCAGCCAGGCAGAGGUCACACAGAAUAUAGCACGAGGCCUGGAGCUGUUGGGCCCAACCAUUUCAUUAGACACCAUUGUGGAGGUGCUGCUGGUGGGCGUGGGCACGUUGUCGGGUGUGCAGCGACUGGAGGUGCUGUGCAUGUUUGCCGUACUCUCGGUGCUCGUCAACUAUGUGGUCUUUAUGACCUUCUACCCUGCCUGCCUUUCGCUUAUAUUCGAUCUGUCGCGCAAUGGCGUUGACAUUUCAGCCGUGAGAGAACGCGCCAAGGGCUCGUUGCUGCUCAAAUCUCUCACCGAGGAGGAGCAGAAGGCGAAUCCAGUGCUGCAGCGCGUCAAGCUUAUUAUGACCACCGGUUUAAUGAUUGUGCACAUCUACAGUCGAGUUGUGUUCAACAGCAGUGACUACGAUGCUGUGGAAAAGACACUUUCCCCACCGCUGAAUCUGAAUGUCAACAACAAUCGCACGGACUCGGGCGAAAUAACCGAUAUUAUCAUCAAAUGGCUAACAAUGAGCGCAGAUCACAUUGUCAUCUUCAUUGUCUUGAUUGCCCUUGUCAUCAAGCUUAUUUUCUUUGACCAUCGGGACACUUUGCCGAAUCAGCUGCAUCAAUCGACGACGGCGAAGGCCUCGCAGACUACUCCACUGGAGGAGGAACCAAAGCCAAGCCCAAGCCACACACCUCUGUUCAGCAUUGAGGAGCAUAGCUCGACAAAUGCAGCUACUCAGACUGACGUGGUAUCCGUGCGACAGCGUCUGACACCACCAGCCCGCCCACCACGUCCACUGCAGGAAUGCCUGAAGUUAUUGAAUUCCACCGACGAAUCGGAUGGCGUUAGUGGCGCCAGCGUUUUAAGUGAUGAAGAAAUCAUUGCCAUUAUCAAAGCUGGUGGAUCCCACUGUCCGCUCUACAAGAUUGAGUCCGUGUUGGAUGAUGCAGUGCGUGGCAUACGCAUUCGCCGACAGUUGAUUGCUGAGCGAGCCAAGUUACCAAUGUCACGCCUGGAAGUGUUGCCCUAUGAACAUUUCGACUAUAGCAAAGUGAUGAAUGCCUGUUGCGAGAAUGUCCUAGGUUAUGUGCCGAUACCGGUUGGCUAUGCGGGUCCAUUGCUGCUAGAUGGAGAGACCUACUAUGUGCCCAUGGCCACAACGGAGGGUGCUUUGGUGGCAUCUACGAAUCGGGGCUGCAAGGCACUUUCUGUGCGCGGCGUGCGCUCUGUGGUGGAAGAUGUUGGCAUGACGCGUGCACCCUGCGUACGUUUUCCCAGUGUCGCCCGUGCCUCCGAAGCCAAGAAGUGGAUCGAGAGCGCGGAAAACUACGAAGUGGUCAAAACUGAGUUUGAUUCGACGUCCCGCUUCGGUCGUUUGAAGGAAUGUCACAUAGCAAUGGAUGGACCCCAGCUGUAUAUUCGCUUUGUGGCUCUGACAGGUGAUGCCAUGGGCAUGAACAUGGUGUCCAAGGGUGCGGAGAUGGCUUUACGCUGCAUUAAGCGUCAAUUUCCCGACAUGCAGAUCAUUUCGUUGAGCGGCAACUUUUGCUGCGACAAAAAGCCCGCAGCAAUCAAUUGGAUUAAAGGACGUGGCAAGCGUGUUGUCACCGAGUGCACCAUUUCGGCAGCCACAUUGCGUUCAGUUUUGAAAACGGACGCCAAGACUCUGGUGGAGUGCAACAAGCUGAAGAACAUGUCGGGCAGCGCCAUGGCGGGCAGCAUUGGUGGAAAUAAUGCACAUGCGGCCAACAUGGUGACCGCAGUGUUCUUAGCCACCGGCCAGGAUCCCGCACAGAAUGUCACGUCCAGCAAUUGCUCCACGGCUAUGGAGUGCUGGAACGAGAACAAUGAAGACCUUUAUAUGACCUGCACUAUGCCCUCGCUGGAAGUGGGCACCGUUGGCGGGGGUACUGGACUGCCAGGACAGGGCGCCUGCCUCGAUUUGUUGGGCGUGCGUGGUGCCCAUGCCACCCAUCCCGGCGACAAUGCCCGCAAGCUAGCACAAAUCGUUUGCGCCACCGUGAUGGCCGGCGAGCUGAGCCUAAUGGCAGCGCUGGUCAACAGCGAUCUAGUCAAGAGUCACAUGCGUCACAAUCGGUCAUCCAUUGCCGUAAGCAGCGCCAACAAUCCGCUCAACGUGAGCGUCUCCAGUUGCAGCACAAUCAGCUAGAACUGACGCCACUUUUACCUCCCUGUACAUAGGCGCUCAGAUCGAGUGAGGCGAUCAAGUUAAAAAUAUUUUGUUGAAACGAAUGCUUACUGAAUUAAUGAUUAUAAUUAGAAAUGUAAUUAAUCAAUUGGCCAGGCCAAACAUCAGCAGCAGCAAUAGCAGCAUUAAGCGAUUGUUUAUAGCCAAAGCCAAAGCCCUUUGUGUCCGUAUGCGAUAAACAUAUUUGUUGUAAUUGUUCAAACUAGUAUAAAGUAUAACGCAGUCUGGGAUUCGA
This is a messenger RNA of Drosophila navojoa, 3815 nucleotides long. It is a transcript of the gene Hmgcr, whose product is annotated as HMG coenzyme A reductase. Gene Ontology annotation, cellular component: peroxisomal membrane; endoplasmic reticulum membrane. Gene Ontology annotation, biological process: isoprenoid biosynthetic process; coenzyme A metabolic process; sterol biosynthetic process. The record is from RefSeq and is a predicted model, not a curated record. Gene Ontology annotation, molecular function: NADP binding; protein binding; hydroxymethylglutaryl-CoA reductase (NADPH) activity. NCBI's taxonomy places the organism in Eukaryota, Metazoa, Arthropoda, Insecta, Diptera, Drosophilidae.